AUGUCUUUAAUUACAAACCGGAAGCGCCCCAGAGGUCUUAGUGAGAGUUUCGACCAACAAAAGGCCCGGGCGGCUGAGGUGAAGGAUGUCUUGUUCGACAAUAACGGCAACGCCAGCAACUAUAAUUCGUCUCCUGGAAUCAGCUCCAACCACAACUUGAACUUGAACCUCAACAUCGACCUAAACAACUCGAAUUCUGACCUUUCCACCAGGAAAAACACCGACACCCUGAUCUACUUUAUCGGGAACGGCACCGACAUGUAUGAAAACGAGGGUGACUCGCUCUUACAACAGGACUUUGGCGACGAAGAAGACUACGAGGAGGAGGACGACGACGUGGUGAUCAUCGAAGAACGCCGAGUUGCCACAUAUGACCAACCCAAGGCUCGCCGAAACAACUCCGACUCGGUUAUCAUUUUGGACAACGAUGCUUUUGCGGCCUACAACAUGUUCAACGUUAACCAAGAAACCAAAAUCGCUGAACGACCCAAUGGUUCGAAGAAGCAAAGAACAAACUCACUUCCACAACUCCCACAAGCCAAGUGCUUCUACAACAAGAUUCCCAGUAAUUACAUUGUGCUGCACCCCAAAAUGGGCAAUGUAAAAACCAACAUCAUUCCUCACCAACUUAACCUCCCACCAUGCGACGACAAGGACGGUCAUUACAUUAUACGGGUCAAUGAUCUAUUUGCUAAUCGCUUCACCAUACUCAAGCUUUUGGGCCAAGGAACCUUUGGAAAGGUAGUGGAAUGUUACGACAAGGUGAAUCGUGAAACGGUUGCCAUCAAGAUCAUUCGCAAUAUACCGAAGUAUAGAGACGCGGCCAAGAUAGAGUUGCGUAUACUUUCGACGUUGAAGAUGUUUGAUAACGAAAACUUGAACCACUGCAUUCACUUGCGGGAAUGUUUCGAUUAUCGUGGUCACGUUUGUAUUGUGACUGACUUGCUCAAAAUUUCCUUGUAUGAUUUUUUGGAAAAGAACUGUUUCAUUUCGUUUCCUGGUUCCCACAUUCAAGCCAUCUCCAAACAAUUGAUUCGGUCGGUGACAUUUCUUCAUGAUCUCAAUUUGAUUCAUACCGAUUUGAAACCGGAGAAUAUCUUGUUGCACGACGAUUCUUUUGUAAAGAAACCACUUGUGAGUUCCACCAUCAUUACCAGUUACCUCAAAUUAACCAACAAUAACGCUGCAGAUGCUCUGAAACGAAAAUACCCUCGCAUGUCACGAAUACUCAAAGAUCCGUUAAUUCAGAUCAUAGAUUUUGGCAGUGCCAUUUUCAACGAUGAGUAUCAUUCAUCCAUAGUAUCGACCCGCCAUUAUAGGGCACCCGAAAUUGUAUUGGGAAUCGGGUGGUCAUUUCCCUGUGACAUGUGGUCUGUCGGAUGCAUCUUGGUAGAGUUUGUGAUUGGUGAGCCAUUGUUUAAAACACAUGAUAAUCUAGAGCAUUUGGCCAUGAUCGAGAAGGUGACUGGGAGUCGCAUAGAUAAGUCUAUUGUGAGGCUUUCCAAGCAAAAUGAAAACGAGUGCGGAUUAAAGUACUUUACGAAUGAGUAUAUGAGAGACGACGAUGAGUUGGACCAAGAUGAUGAUGACGAUGUGAUUAUAGACGACGAAACCUCGCUAGACAAUAGCUUGAGCUUGAUCUUUCCCAGCAACAGUACACCAUCCAAAUUUAUUACCAGUGUGAACCUGUUGGACCGCAUAGACAAGUUCAUCAGUGGUCGAAUAGGGCUUGACAUUAAUUUCGACUAUUCAUUGUCGAGUAACUACAAGAAGAACAAGCAUGUCAUUAAUUUUGGCAAUUUUACAUUCUGGUGGUUUUUCAUCGACUUGUUAAGAAAGCUCUUUGUGACGAAUCCGCACCAUCGUAUUACGGCUUCCGAGGCGAUGGAACAUCCGUGGUUCAAUUUGGGUAUAGAGGAUGAGGGAACGGUAUAG
Molecule: messenger RNA, 1935 nt
Organism: Meyerozyma guilliermondii ATCC 6260
Lineage: Eukaryota; Fungi; Ascomycota; Pichiomycetes; Serinales; Debaryomycetaceae
Gene: KNS1
Product: serine/threonine protein kinase
Exons: 1
Coding region: 1-1935 (644 amino acids)
Biological process (GO): protein phosphorylation
Cellular component (GO): nucleus
Molecular function (GO): ATP binding; protein kinase activity
Source: RefSeq, a predicted model, not a curated record